AUGGAUACCUCAAAGUCCAUCAACCCUUCGGACCUCUUUUCAGCAAAGGGCCUUACUGUUGUCAUCACAGGCGGAGGAAGCGGUAUUGGUCUCGCCUUUGCUACAAGUCUGGCUGGAUCUGGAGCCGAAAAGGUGUACCUACUCGGUCGCAGAGUCAAGAACCUCGAAGACGCUGCCAAAUCAAUCAACCCCGAUAUCGUCAAACCCAUCCAAUGCGAUGUUACCGACCCCUCCUCCGUCGACGCAGCCGUCAAGCAAAUUGAAAAAGAGUCCUCUCACAUUGAUGUCCUGAUCAAUAAUGCUGGUGUGCUUGGCCCAGACCACAAAGGUAUCGACAAGGCACAGAGCAUCCAGGAGUUGCAAGAGAUCAUGAAGAGGGAUUGGUCAGGUUGGGACACUUCAUUCCAAACAAACACAUCUGCCAUUGUCAGCGUCAGUGCUGCUUUCUUGCAUUUGCUCGAUGCAGGCAACAAGAAGAGAGGCUGGGCUACGGGAAGAAGAGAAGUGCAAGAGAGGGCUGAAGGCGCAAACUACGAUGCAAACGAUCCGAGAACAAGUCAAAUCAUCACCGUCGCCAGUAUCGCAUCUUUCAAUCGCUUCGUUACCGCCGGUCUGGCGUACUCGGCGACCAAAGCCGGUGCUGCUAUGCUAGGCAAGGCAUUGGCUACUUUGCUUGCUCCUUUCGGCAUUAGAAGCAAUGUCAUCGCUCCGGGCAUCACUCAAAUCCCUGCGAGCAGAUCUGGCUCGUACGAGGACAUGGCCAGUAUGAUCUUGUUCCUCGUUGGCAAGUCCGGAGCCUACCACAAUGGCAAUGUACAAGUUAUCGACGGCGGUCGCCUGAGCAUGAUGCCCUCGACAUACUAA
Molecule: messenger RNA, 864 nt
Organism: Aureobasidium uvarum
Lineage: Eukaryota; Fungi; Ascomycota; Dothideomycetes; Dothideales; Saccotheciaceae
Source: the annotation of a GenBank genome assembly